This is a messenger RNA of Plectropomus leopardus (leopard coralgrouper), 1911 nucleotides long. It is a transcript of the gene cacng2a, whose product is annotated as calcium voltage-gated channel auxiliary subunit gamma 2a. The record is from RefSeq and is a predicted model, not a curated record. Gene Ontology annotation, cellular component: AMPA glutamate receptor complex; postsynaptic density membrane; voltage-gated calcium channel complex. Gene Ontology annotation, biological process: neurotransmitter receptor internalization; positive regulation of synaptic transmission, glutamatergic; calcium ion transmembrane transport. Lineage: Eukaryota; Metazoa; Chordata; Actinopteri; Perciformes; Serranidae. Gene Ontology annotation, molecular function: voltage-gated calcium channel activity; channel regulator activity.
GCUGGCCUAUAGAGAACAAACCUCAGUCUGGUUUAUCUGACUUUAGGCUGCCACUAAAUCCUUUAAAGCUUAGUGUUAUUAUCCAUACAUCUGCAGCUGGAGGCCUGCUGAGGUGCAGUCGUCCUCUGCACACCUGAUUUCUCAUCUUUCUCUGUGUAUAAAAGUAAAAACAAACAGAGAGGAAGAGACAUCAGCCUCUUCCUCUCUUUCCCACCCCUCCAAAAAAAACCUCCAUCCUCAGUUUUUCUCUUGUUUUGGUCCUCACCCAAACGCAACCAUAAGGUUCCUACCGCAUCCUCCGCCUCCUUCUUCCCUCUCCUUCCGCUCGAGUAUAUCCCGGUUUUUCGGUUUGGUUUGGUCCCGCAAAUUUUCAAAUAUUUACUUCCUGUACAUCAAGAGGAAAGGGGGUCCCCCUUUCAUGGAAUGCGGAAACAUGGGUCUGUUCGACCGCGGAGUCCAGAUGCUGCUGACCACGGUGGGAGCCUUCGCGGCCUUCAGCCUCAUGACCAUCGCGGUCGGCACGGACUACUGGCUGUACUCCCGCGGUGUCUGCAGGUCCAAGUCCAUGAGCGAGAACGAGACCAGCAAGAAGAACGAGGAGGUGAUGACCCACUCGGGCCUGUGGAGGACGUGCUGCUUGGAAGGAAACUUCAAAGGGAUGUGUAAACAGAUAGACCACUUUCCAGAGGAAACAGAUUAUGAAGCGGACCCAUCUGAGUACUUCUUACGUGCGGUGCGAGCCUCCAGCAUCUUCCCCAUCCUCAGUGUCAUCCUGCUCUUCAUGGGAGGCCUGUGUAUAGCUGCCAGUGAGUUCUACAAGUCACGCCACAACAUCAUCCUCAGCGCAGGGAUCUUCUUUGUGUCUGCAGGCCUCAGCAACAUCAUUGGGAUCAUCGUGUACAUAUCAGCCAACGCAGGGGACCCUUCAAAAAGCGACUCGAAGAAGAACAGCUAUUCCUACGGCUGGUCCUUCUAUUUCGGUGCCCUCUCCUUCAUCAUGGCUGAGAUGGUUGGCGUCUUGGCCGUGCACAUGUUCAUCGACCGCCAUCGACAGCUCCGAAUAGGGGCGCGCGCAGCCGACUACCUCCAAGGCUCGGCCAUAACACGGAUCCCCAGCUACCGCUACCGCUAUAGACGUCGCUCGCGCUCCUCCUCCCGCUCCACAGACCCGUCACACUCCCGCGACACCUCGCCAGUGGGCCUCAAGGGCUUCAGCGCGCUGCCAUCCACGGAGAUCUCCAUGUACACGCUGCCCCGGGACACUCUGAAGUCCUCUGGCACGCCCACCGCCACCUACAACUCUGAGAGGGACCACAACUUCCUGCAAGUCCACAACUGCAUCCAGAAGGACCUGAAAGACUCGAGCCAGACCAACACAGCGAACCGCCGCACCACGCCGGUAUGAGGGAGUCAACACAGGCCAGGGCGGCCCGGCAGAGAGACCAGGAGACACGGGAACCCUGUGGGUGCGGUAUGCCCCCAGGAGAAGAUGGAUUUCCAUGUUUAUAGACAUUUGUUCUUUUUGUUCAGCUGCAUGACUUUUCCAUUACCAUUGUUGAGAGUUUCAACAAGUCUGCUGUGUUCCUGGAUUGAAUGGCAGAGCAGUGAGAAUGGGUCAGGGCGUCCCAAAAGAGUGACAUCUGUCAUUUUUUUGCGUAGGGUUUGUUUAUGAGGGGUACUGAAAGGGAGGGUGGGAGAGAGGGGGGUGGGCAGUGAUGAGAUAAAGAUUUCAUGAUUUCAUAGCCCUUUGGUUUGACGGUUUUGCCCCACGAGGUUGGUUGGAGCAACAGGUCGAGCUCCCCCUCAGCAAGCCCACCGCUCAGAUAGACACCUCUUUUAUUUAUUGACUCAUUUGUUCAUUUUUUGCAUUAAAACUGUGAAUUGUUACAGUUUGGGAUUCAGUAAGAAUUA